Gigantopelta aegis is the source of this 778-nucleotide messenger RNA. Its product is annotated as ragulator complex protein LAMTOR3-A-like. The record is from RefSeq and is a predicted model, not a curated record. Lineage: Eukaryota; Metazoa; Mollusca; Gastropoda; Neomphalida; Peltospiridae. The coding region runs from base 193 to 567 and encodes 124 amino acids. Gene Ontology annotation, biological process: positive regulation of TOR signaling; cellular response to amino acid stimulus. The transcript is spliced from 6 exons. Gene Ontology annotation, cellular component: Ragulator complex.
UAAUCACUAAGGCUUUGCUUCACCCCCAAAGACCCGGAUGAUCGGUAACUAGGCCGUGUGACGUCACGCCGGUUCCGAGAAUUAUCAGUGUGUGUUCCGAGAUUGAUAAUGGUUUCUGGCUUUUUCAUAUCGGAUGUUUAACGCUACAACCCACUUCCGUUGAAUGCGUUAUGAAUUAUCAAGACUAAUAACAUGACUGAGGAGUUGAAGAGUCAUUUGCUAAAAUUGAUGUCCACAAUUGAUGGGCUUCAUGCUAUUGUUGUUACAGACAGAGAUGGGGUAUUAAUGCUGAAAGUUGCUAAUGAGAAUGCCCCUGAACUGGCACUGCGACCAGCAUUCUUAUGUGCAUUUGGACUGAUGACAGAACAGGCUGGCAAGAUGGGAAUGUCACAGAACAAAUCCAUUGUGUCCAUGUACAGUUCAUAUCAGGUGGUACAGCUGAACAAACCUCCUCUUUUGGUUUCUAUGAUAGCAGAUGCUGAUGCGAAUACAGGUGAUAUCCUACAUUUGGAAAACGAACUUAAAGAUGUUUUAACAGAUGUGGCUAAAGUGAUUCAGAUGUCAUGAUGUUUGUGUGUACUUCCUACCAUGAAAAACAAACAAUUGCCAUGUGAAAUACUGGACAUUGAUCAUGUGAAAACAUCAUUGGUUCAUCAUCAAAUAAUACUGUUAUAAUGUACAGACUGGCUGCCAGGGAAGACAUACCAAUUUUAAAACUGAUAAUUAUGCUGUUAUAUUUUUCACAUUUGCCAAAGUAUAAAUCGUUUGGAAACCAUAU